This is a messenger RNA of Candidozyma auris, 792 nucleotides long. RefSeq names its product class I SAM-dependent methyltransferase. The record is from RefSeq and is a predicted model, not a curated record. Lineage: Eukaryota; Fungi; Ascomycota; Pichiomycetes; Serinales; Metschnikowiaceae. The coding region runs from base 1 to 792 and encodes 263 amino acids. The transcript has a single exon. Gene Ontology annotation, molecular function: S-adenosylmethionine-dependent methyltransferase activity.
AUGAGAGUGCUCUCCAAGAUUUUCGCCUCAUCUAUUGUCAACUUCGACACUUCGGCUCCCCGCAAAACUCUUGCCGACACGGAAUCUCCAAUAGAUGACGAGAAAGCAAUUGAAGAGUUCAGCCAGCUCCACGACAAGAUCCCAGGCAACAUACUCAAGCCAGACUCGAAAGUGCUUGAUUUCGCCUGCGGCACGGGGCUUGUGGCCCAACAGCUCUGUCCGUUCAUACCCAAAGGUGAGUACUUGGGUAUUGACAUCAACGAGCUGAUGCUUGAGCUGUACGAGGAGAAGGCCAAAGUUCUACAAGAAAAGUAUCCAGAAUUCAAGAUGAAGUCUGUUUGUGCUGAUAUCAUGGACAAAGAUUUCGACAUCAGUUCGUUCGAGAACUACGCCGACCUUCUCAUUUGCACCUUGGCCUUCCACCAUAUCCACGACUACCACAAGGUGGCCGAGGAGCUCAAGCGGAUGGUGAAGCCAGGAGGAUGGAUUUUGAUCUACGACUUCUACAAUGAAGAUCUCGAGAAGGAGGAAAUCACCAGAGAGUUGCAGGAGAAAGGUAUGGCCCGCCAUGGAGUCACCGUGGACGAGAUGAACGAGUGUUUGGAGAAGAAUUGUGUGAAUGUCAGCAGUGCUAGGGAAAUGCGUGUGGAUCUUUGGCAGAAUGAGGUUUUCAUAGAAUCUCACUGCACUGAGGCCGUGAAGCAGCAAUUGAAGUCUGCUCCCCGUAAAGGUGAGCUUUUUCUUGUACCUUGCAGUGUGAUUCUUGGGAUCGCCCAGAAGAAGCAGGGGUGA